Molecule: messenger RNA, 945 nt
Organism: Malassezia japonica
Lineage: Eukaryota; Fungi; Basidiomycota; Malasseziomycetes; Malasseziales; Malasseziaceae
Gene: RPP0
Product: ribosomal protein P0 (A0) (L10E)
Exons: 1
Coding region: 1-945 (314 amino acids)
Biological process (GO): ribosome biogenesis; ribosomal large subunit assembly; cytoplasmic translation
Cellular component (GO): cytosolic large ribosomal subunit
Molecular function (GO): large ribosomal subunit rRNA binding; structural constituent of ribosome
Source: RefSeq, a predicted model, not a curated record
AUGGGUGUUACUCGCGCUUCUAAGGAGGCUUGGUUCUCCAAGCUCACCGAGCUCCUCGACACGUACUCGUCGCUCUUCGUGGUGAACGUGGACAACGUCAGCUCGCAGCAGAUGCACCAGAUCCGUUCGUCGCUCCGUGGCGAGGGUGUUGUGCUCAUGGGCAAGAACACCAUGGUCCGCCGUGCUCUGCGCAUGAUCAUCAACGAGCGCCCCGACCUCGAGAAGCUGAUGCCCUUUGUCCGCGGCAACAUCGGUUUCGUGUUCACCUCGGGUGACCUCAAGGACGUCCGCACCAAGAUUCUCGAGAACCGUGUGGCCGCUCCUGCCCGUGCCGGUGCUUUCGCCCCGUCGGACAUCUAUGUCUCGGCUGGCAACACUGGUAUGGAGCCCGGUAAGACCUCGUUCUUCCAGGCCCUCGGUGUGCCCACCAAGAUUGCCCGUGGUACCAUUGAGAUUGUCUCGGACGUCAAGGUCGUCGAGGCUGGCAACCGUGUCGGUCAGUCGGAGGCUACCCUGCUUAACCUGCUCAACAUCUCGCCGUUCACCUUCGGUAUGGUUGUUGUGCAGAUCUUCGACAAGGGCAACGUCUUUGACUCGAGCGUGCUCGACGUGAGCGAGGACGACCUCAUCGCCCGCUUCGCUCUCGGUAUCAAGCAGGUGGCUUGCGUUUCGCUCGCCAUCAACUUCCCGACCAUCGCCUCGGUCAUGCACACCCUUGUCAACUCGUACAAGAACCUGCUUGCCGUGUCGAUCGCCACGGACUACGAGUUCGAGGGCUCGGCCAAGAUCAAGGAGAUGCUCGCCAACCCCGAGGCCUUUGCUGCCGCCGCCGCCCCGGCUGCUGCCGCUGGUGGCGACGCUGGUGACGCCGCUCCUGCUGAGGAGGCUCCCAAGGAGGAGGAGGAGGAGUCGGACGGCGACAUGGGCUUCGGUCUCUUUGACUAA